AUGACAUCACUGCAGCCCGUCCUCUCCCUCCCUCACCACAUCCAUCUCAGUCACUGCACCAUCACCCCCUCUGCUCACAUGGUCCUGCUGCGGCGCCAUCACCCCCUUUGCACACAUGGUCCUACUGCGGCACCAUCACCCUCUGCACACAUGGUCCUGCUGCUGUACCAUCACCCCCUCUGCACACAUGGUCCUACUGCGGCACCAUCAACCUCUGCACACAUGGUCCUGCUGCUGUACCAUCACCCUCUCUGCACACAUGGUCCUGCUGCGGCACCAUUACCCUCUGCACACAUGGUCCUGCUGCGGCACCAUCACCCAUGCACACAUGGUCCUGCUGCGGCACCAUCACCCCCUCUGCUCAAAUGGUCCUACUGCGGCACCAUCACCCUCUGCACACAUGGUCCUGAUGCGGCACCAUCACCCUCUGCACACAUGGUCUUGCUGCGGCACCAUCACCCUCUGCACACAUGGUCUUGCUGCGGCACCAUCACCCUCUGCACACAUGGUCCUGCUGUGGCACCAUCACUCUCUGCACACAUGGUCCUGCUGCAGCACCGUCACCCCCUCUGCACACAUAGUCCUACUAUGGCACCAUCACACCCUCUGCUCACAUGGUCCUGCUGCGGCACCAUCACCCUCUGCACACAUGGUCCUGCUGCUGCACCAUCACCCUCUGCACACAUGGUCUUGCUGCUGCACCAUCACCCUCUGCACACAUGGUCUUGCUGCAGGUCAAGCAAUGGUUUAGCACAAUUCAAAGACCGGGAAAAGAUUUAA
This is a messenger RNA of Knipowitschia caucasica, 780 nucleotides long. Lineage: Eukaryota; Metazoa; Chordata; Actinopteri; Gobiiformes; Gobiidae. The record is from the annotation of a GenBank genome assembly.